AUGAGCUGGUUGCCGCGCAUUCGAGCUAAAGCCGGGCUCGAUCUGCCCACCAUGAUAUUGAUGUUGAAAGGCUCUCUUCCCCCUCUGAUUGGUAUAUCCAUGUAUCAGUCAACGGCUGUCUCUACCUACUUUACUACAGAAGGUUAUCUCAUUCCAAUAAUCUCCGUCCUCGCCGUAGCGAUUCUGCCGCGCGAUAAAUUUAUACAGAACCUCAUUUUGAGCGUUCUGUUAAUUUGCGUCGGCUCAGCAAUAUCUCUUCUUGCUAUCUGGUCUUCCAUCCAGGCACGCAUCCAUACUUCACCUGCUGCCGCUCAACCGCCACCUACUGCGGCAGCACCAUUGCCAUACAAUUCAUCGCAAUCAGCCGUCUGCGCCGUGUGGUUGUUUGUCAACAUAUGGCUCGCAAACCUGGUACGGGCAAAGAUGCCUGCUUUCAACUUACCCGUGGUCAUCUACAGUAUUCUGGUCAACACUUGCUUGACCACGGGACCUGCAUUUGGUACAACGACCGCCGCCAAAGCCUUUGUCAGGGAGCUACUUUGCGCAAAUUUAAUCGGAAUGGGUCUAGCAACAGGCGUCUGUGUACUCAUUUUCCCAUUCAACAGCCGAACGAUAGUAGUUACGGACUUUAGGCGGCUAAUUGGCUUGCUGAGGGGCAUGGUGCACAUGCAAGGCGAGCGUCUCGCCCGUUCUACACAGCAGAAGAGAACGCUACAGGGGGAACAGCAAGACACCGAAGAAAAAGAACACCAGAAAAGCCCUACAGGGCCUCAAUUCGAGAUCAACUCCGCGAAUCGUCUGAGCGAGGUUGCGGAUGAAGUACGGGGCUUGGCUGGCAAGCUAUAUGAGGAAUUACCGUUCGCAAAGAGAGAUGUUGCUUGGGGAAAACUGCAAGCCGAUGAUAUCUCAGAUAUUUUCACGCUGCUGUAUAAUAUCACGAUUCCACUAAUGGCGAUAUGCACGGGCAUUAGAAUCUUGGAAAGCGAUGGCGUUGGCGGCCCAUGUAAAACCCGAGGAAACGAGUCGGCCGAACUUCCAUACAAGCAAGCCAGCAAGGGAGAAGCAUCCGAUGAUGUCAAUGAGCAAAUGCAAUUGUCGUUUCAGGCUCUGGAAGAACUUGUUGAUCAAGGACUCGAGCAUGCCGCACUUUGUCUGGAGAUUCUCCCCAGGCCACCAAAACGACCCCGUGAGGUCGUUACCGGUGGUCCAGACAGGGCCAAUGUUGAUCUAGAGGGCGCCGAUGGGCAGAUUUACCCCGGAGGCGUGCGAUUCGCCGCAGUCAUCAACGAAAAAAUUUCUGGUUCUUAUGCGAAAAGCAAUAGAAUCCUACGAUCCAGGCUUAAUGAGCUGCUGAUGCCAUUCGAGGACGCGGACUUGUCGCACACCCAAGCCCGAAUGGCCGACACCGGCUUGUCAAGCAAUCUGCGUCGACUGUGUGUGACAAUGUAUCUACAUCGGUUGACCCUAGCUGCGACCGAAGCAGUCCAAUGCCUCAUCGUUUUUACGGACGAAAAGGUUAAUAGCGGAAUAAUGGAGCACAAGAAAUUAAUCUUACCUUCCAGAUAUCGCUUAUGGAAAUGGCUCAGAAGCAUUCUGAAAAAGAGAGGUCCAGGAACCUCCCGAGAUCCAGACGUUUUGGAAACAAAUCCCGCCUAUUACGCAAAUAGUUACACUGAAAAGAAAGAUCCUGAGCGUCUUCCUCCCAAGGGCAUCUGGCAGCACAUUGGAACAGGGCUAUGCAGGUUCUCUGGGUUCUUGGGGUCUAGAGAGUCAGCCUUUGGGUUUCGGGUGGCCUGCGCCGCCAUGUCGAUUAGCAUAUUGGCCUUUUUGAAGGCGACUCAAAGCUUUUUCCAGCAACAGAGGCUAUUAUGGGCCAUGUUUACCAUCUCCAUCGGCAUGACCAUUACAUCCGGCCAGUCCAUUUUUGGCUUCUGUUGUCGAGUGGGUGGAACCCUCUUGGCCAUGGUUUUCUCACUUGCUAUUUGGUACAUUCCAGAUCAAAAGACGCCUGGUAUCAUUAUCAUACUGUGGCUAUUCAUCUUUAUUGAAUACUAUUUUGUCAAAUUCCCACGACUCGUAUCCACAGUCAUCAUCAUAGUUACGACCCAGCUUGUCAUUGUGGGUUACGAGCUACAGGUUAGAAAACUUGGCGAAGAUGUCGCGACGCGCUCCGGACAGCCAUACUACCCCAUUUAUUUGCUCGGCCCGUACCGUCUUGCCGUUAUCGCUGGGGGCAGCCUCGUUGCUUUCUUUUGGACCUUUUUCCCGUGUGCCUUGACGGAUCGGACGUGGAUCCGACAGGAUUUGUCGGCGAUGAUGUACCUACUUGGGAAUUAUUUCAGCGUGUUAAACGCGACAAUAAAACCUUUGCUCGAGGAUGGGCCUCGAGCUGGCGAAUCCAAGUCGUCGCGAAUACAACACCUCACAAAUAUGAGACGCAAAAUCUUUGGUAAACUUACGCGGACAAUAUCUUCCAUCGAGUCUCAUAUCAUGUGGCAGCGAUGGGAACCUGCCGUAGGCGGUAGUUUUCCGUCACAAACGUACCAAAAGAUUUUCGUAUCCAAUACUCACGUCGCCGGAUAUCUGAUGCUAAUGAGCUAUGCCAUCGCGUACGGCUCGGCAGCUGACAAGAUAGACGAGCUUGAAGAGAACGGUGGCAAGUCUGGACAAGAGGCAACAGGCGACGUCUUGGACGGUAUCAGAAGACACUGGGACAGCCCACAAAGGUGGCCAAGCGUCCAAGUUUUGCAGCGAGUCGAGUUGACAGAUCACACAAUCCUGUCCACCUUGAUAAUGCUAUCAAAUGCUUUGUUUUCGGGACAAAGGCUACCGCCCUUCUUGCCAAUUCCUGAGCAUCAGCAAAUGGCAAGGCGACUUGUCCGGCUGGCGGGCAUUGACACCCCACCAGAUGAAGAUGGAAAGUCGAAGGCUGGUUGUCAAUGUUCAGGCUCGCAGAGUGAUCUAGGUCUUGCGCUGGUUGAUUUGCGUCAGAGGCGGCGCUCCAACGACGAGGAGAAUGGGCAAAUUUCUAGGCAUAGUUUCCGGUGCCAAAGACGUGGGGACAAUCCCAGUCUCAGUCGUCAGGUUCCAUUGAUGGCAGAGCGCCGUCUUUACUUCAUGACGCAGGUCUGUAGCUCACUGAUCUGCGAUGAACUUGAAGAUUUGGCACGAGCUGUAAGCAAGCUCGUAGGUAUCGUGGACUUCAGCCUCCAUAACAACAACAGCAAUGGGAAAAGAGGUAGCAUUAAGCCGGGCAACGUCGAUGUCUCGCCAAUUGAGCGCAUCGCCGCUGUCAAGGGGAAAGCGGUCGAGGGCAUACGACAGGGCUGGUGA
Molecule: messenger RNA, 3333 nt
Organism: Pochonia chlamydosporia 170
Lineage: Eukaryota; Fungi; Ascomycota; Sordariomycetes; Hypocreales; Clavicipitaceae
Product: MFS transporter
Exons: 5
Coding region: 1-3333 (1110 amino acids)
Source: RefSeq, a predicted model, not a curated record